Molecule: messenger RNA, 6850 nt
Organism: Folsomia candida
Lineage: Eukaryota; Metazoa; Arthropoda; Collembola; Entomobryomorpha; Isotomidae
Product: Down syndrome cell adhesion molecule-like protein Dscam2
Exons: 44
Coding region: 513-6620 (2035 amino acids)
Biological process (GO): cell-cell adhesion; axon guidance
Cellular component (GO): plasma membrane; axon
Molecular function (GO): protein binding
Source: RefSeq, a predicted model, not a curated record
UUUGCGAUACCUGCCCAUGGGCCAGUCCUGCUCCACAUGUGCUCAGCCAAACACAUAAAAGUGACAUAACCAUCCCCCAGUGGAAUCCGUUACUCAAGGCUAAAACUAACUGUAUGUUGUGUGGGAUAAAGAGAUACAAAAUCAGAUUAAAUCUGCACACACAUAUUUAAGAAGACUACGUAAAGUAAAUACUUCAUAAAAGUGCUAAAUUUAAUUGAACUCGUAUUUCUAACACACAAAUAUCUAUUCGUCGUUGUUGGUCGUUGUUAUUAGGCAUUUGAAUACGAAAUGACCAAGGUGCAUGGAAGAUAUAAAUAAUUCAAGAGUAUCAAGAGAGCAAUGAGACAGAGAAAUUGCAACAUUUGUUUUUCAAGUCAUGGAACUAUUUCGUCUUCUUUUGAAGUCAUAUCAUAAAGAUUUAUCAAAGGAGUUCUCCGGUGGCCGUUGUCUACAAGUGAACCUUGGAGCUGCGAUUUAUAUGCACAAUUACGAAUAACGCAGUACCUGAUUUGAUGAUGGACGACUCUGGAUUUUUUCAGAGUCAAUCAAAGGGUCAUCAAUUAAGAAAAUGGAGUAGGAUGUUGACACUCAUUGUUCUAACAGGAUGGCUUCCAAUAAUCCUGGGCGAACUUUACGACACGGAAGGUCCCCAAUUCACGCAAGAACCGAGUCGAUCUAAUUACUUCACGAAUGUACAGGGGCUUGUUCUCCAUUGCGAUGUUAAAGGUAGUCCGCAACCGCAAGUCCAAUGGAGCCAAAAGGACGGCCAACCUCUGCUCAGCUAUUCUGGAAUCAGGGAGAUUUUCUCGAAUGGAACGAUCCACUUCCCACCAUUUCCCGUGUCCUUCUACCGACCUGAUGUCCACGAUCAAAUCAUCGUUUGUGUUGCUUCCAAUUCCAAUGGGAAGAUUAGAAGUCUGGAUAUUUAUGUGAGAGCUGUCAUAAACCAACGAUACGAAGUCCGGGCGGAGGAUGCUUUCGGUCUUGAGGGGAGUGAUAUUCUCUUCAACUGUGUUAUCCCUGAUUCGGUCAAAGACUUUGUGUCUGUCACUUCCUGGAUAAAGGAUGGAUUACUUAACAUUUUUCCACAUUCUGGAGCAGGUGGAAGGUACUUUACGACUCCCUCAGGCCAACUUCUGAUUGAGGACGUUACCAGAAAUGAUUCCUUCGCAACAUUUCGAUGCCGAACUGUGAAUAAAUUGACUGGAGAGACGACCCUGAGUGAAAAUUCUGCUCGCCUCCAGCUUCCUGGAGGUAGUAAAUCCAAACCAGAUUCUCCGCCCAGUAUCACCUCACGGAUUUCAAAACUGAGACUGAGGGAGGGCGACGUGGGUGUUUUGCUCUGUCUUUCGGACGGCUCGCCUUCCCCGUCACAUUGGUGGAUGCGAAGCAAUGGAGUUCAUGGAGGAUUGGAAAGUCUUCGACAAACGGAGCGAAUUCGGAUUCGUAAGUCCGCUGUGAUAAUAGAGAACGUGGGACUACAGGACGCAGGCAUUUAUGUUUGUUGGAGAAACAACACUUCGGGGUCAGACAGUUUUCAGAUUCGCUUGGUGGUGACAAGUCCACUCACCGUUCAAGUGAUCCCCCCGGUCUUGACAAUGGACAUUGGUAAAAGUGCAGAAUUCACAUGCUGGACAAAUAGCCCGGAGGAAACUGACCAGUCGACCGAGAGACAAAUAUCGUGGAGAAAGGAUGGGAUUGAAUUGAAAGUAAUUGAAAUUCGGUCGAGCCCACGGCUGUCGAUCACAGAGUCGGGAGAAAAGCUGCGAAUUGCCAAUGUCCAACGCGAAGACAAAGGGAUUUACCAAUGUUUUGUCAAAUUCGAUUCGGACAUGGCUCAAGCUGCUGCUGAGCUGAGACUUGGGGACGCAGCUCCGCAACUGGUGUAUCGAUUCAUUGAGCAAACAUUGAGUCCUAAGCAUGGAGUUUCUUUGAAGUGCUCUGCAUCUGCUGGCCCAACACCGCACAUUUCAUGGACUUUGGACAGCUUUCCUGUCCCACAAUCCGAACGAUUGCUUAUUGGCCAAUAUGUCACAUUACAUGGAGACGUCGUGAGCCAUGUGAACAUCACGUCGACACGAGUGGAGGAUGGUGGCGAAUGGACGUGUACAGCAUCGAACAGACUUGGUUCGAAUUUCCAUUCUGCUCGACUGAACAUCUACGGUCCUCCAAUUGUAAGAAAUAUGCCAGCCAGCAUGACGGCAGUUGCUGGGAAGGAUUUCAGGAUAAAAUGCCCUGUUGCUGGAUUUCCAAUAUCUUCUAUAACAUUUGAAAAAGAUGGCCAAACCCUUCCUUUAACUAGACGGCAGUUGGUGUCGCCUGAUGGGACGCUCAUAGUGAAAGACGUCGAUCGUUCCUCGGACGCCGGUUUCUACGUAUGCAGCGCAACCAAUAAUAAGGGCAACUCGGACCGGAAAGGAUUUCAACUAAAUGUAGUGGUGCCACCCACAGUCGUGCCGUUUAGCUUUCCCAGAGAAGUGAAAGAAGGUGAAAAAAUUUUUGUAACUUGUGUCGUAAGCCAAGGGGACGCCCCGAUGCGAUUGCAAUGGCUGAAAAACGCACAAGUUGUUGGAGAUACUACUGCUUCACCCCGAAAGGAAAACAAAUCCGGUGUCAAACAUCCAUCUGACCUGCGAUCUGACCUAAGCAUUCACCGAAUCGGCGACUCGGACGCGUUAGUUCUUCAAAUUACUCACGUUAAAUUUGAACACGGUUCAAAUUGGACUUGUAAAGCAAAGAACCCAUUUGGUACCCAAGAAUACACGCAACAAUUAGUUGUCCACGUACCGCCCAAGUGGACGCUGGAACCUAAAGACGCUGAAUUUACGUCAAAUUCGCAAAUCGUCUUAGAUUGCAAUUCAGAAGGUUACCCAGCACCAGUUAUGUCUUGGAAAAGAGCAGUUGGUAAUCGACCGGAAAACUAUCGAGACAUUCCUGUACAAUCGACUUCUCCAACCAGUUCCAGUUUGGGAAGCAUCACGUUACAACAUCAGCCAGGCGGAGGUGUAAUUUCUUCCUCUUCCGAAGAUGUGUUUUCGCUCACAAAUGGGAGUCUCAUUAUAAAGUCUGCGAGAAAGUCUCAUCAAGGAUUUUAUCUUUGCGAGGCCUCGAAUGGUAUCGGCUCUGGGUUGAGCAAAGUCAUACGGCUUGCAAUUAACGUACCUGUUCACGUGAAGGAGUUGCAGCGAAAUGUUUCCUCUCGUGUGGGAGGAAGAGCCAUGUUGAGAUGUGAAAUCACUGGAGAUGGUCCCAUUGAGGUUGGAUGGCGAAAAGGACUUGUGGAACUAAAACCAGAGACGGAUCCCAGAUACCAAGUCCGGACAUUAAACUCCAGCCAAGGCACCUUCACUUCAGAACUGACAAUAAAUAAUGUGGGGCGAGAAGAUGGCGAGGAACGGUAUCUGUGCUACUCUACGAACCACCACGGUCGAAGUCAAGGAAAUGUGUGGCUUUACGUCCAAGAGCCUCCUCCGAGUGUCCGCAAUUUGCAUGUGAUAUCAAAGGGGAGUCGUUUUGUUCGAGUAGGAUGGCAACUCACGCAGGAUGGAAACUCGCCUAUUAUCCAGUUUAUAAUAAAAUAUAGGUUACAAUCGGGCAAGUCAUUUCGCCUCCCUCACUCCAAAUGUUACAUACAUCACGUACAUUUCGCACUAAUUAUUGUCACUUUUUCCUUAAAUAUUUCAGCAAUUUCAAACGACUUUCACGAACUAACCGUGCCUGGACAAGUAUUUGCUGAAACGGUGGCGAAUUUGAAACCUGCACGAAAAUAUUCUCUAUUGAUCAUUGCAGAAAAUCAAGUUGGGCAAAGUGAACACAGCGCACUUCUGGAGAUCAAAACGGAUGGAGAACCACCUGAAGGUGCUCCUAAAAAUGUGAGAGUCUCUGCUGUCUCCGUGAGUGACAUCCAAGUUACGUGGAGCCACCCAGACCGAGAGACUUGGCAUUCGGAACUGCUCCUGGGUUAUUAUGUUGGCUACAAGAGAUUCAGAGAAGGCGACCAGUAUCAAUUUAAGACUGUUGAGAGACAGGAUGGAUUGCAAGAGUAUCAAAUUGUCCUUAAGGAACUUUUUGCUUUCUCCUCGUACGAGAUUGUCGUGCAAGCAUUCAAUGCCAAUGGGGCUGGCCCAAAUUCCGAUUCCAUCGUAGCUACGACAUUAGAAGAUGUGCCCAUCACAGCACCGGAUGGCCUGCAUUGCACAUCUCUAACGUCGCACAGCCUUCAACUCGGUUGGAGUCCCUUAUCACAGGAGCAAGCUCGAGGAGUUAUCAAAGGAUACAAAGUGCUUCUGGAGAAAACUGAUUUUGAUUUGUUGGAAAGUAGUGAGCCUCUAGUGAGAACAACUCCAUCGACAAAUAUAAUUAUUGGUGGGCUGGCCAAGUACAAAAAUUACAGCGUUCAGGUGCAGUCCUUCACUGGAGCUGGACCUGGUCCUUUGAGCCAACCCCUCACUUUCUGCCACACUGAAGAAGAUUUACCUGGAAACCCAGCAUCCGUCAAAAUCAGUAUCAAUCCAUCUUCCCCUACAAUAACUGUUACGUGGCUUCCUCCUGCAGAACCCAAUGGCAUUCUCACCAAAUACACGGUUUAUAUUUCCACUCCGGAAGUAGGCAAAGGUAAAGAUGCUAUCAAACGGAAGAGGCAAGUUCCACCCGACGUAACCAAAUUUCAGUUUGAUGGAUUGAGGAUGGAUGAGAAAUACGAAUUGCGAAUCACAGCCUCAACGAAAAUAGGAGAAGGCAAUCCUGCAAUUUCCCACAAACUCCUGAUCAAAACCGUGCAAUCAGCUAUUAUAUCGUUUGGAAUGGAGUUUCGUGUUGUUUGGAAAACCGACCUACGAUUACCAUGUGAGACGGUAGGACCUCAACCCAUACAGUGGACACGUCUCAUUGAAAAUCGAGAAUCUGAAAGACUUUCUGGAACGCAGGAAGGUUCUCUCAUGAUUAGGAAUGCACGCGACAGUGAUAGUGGAAAUUAUUCCUGUUCCAUAAAUGACAACAAGGGACACAUUAUAGACUCGAUAAUGCAUCAGGUCAUUGUUCAAGUUCCUCCUCUUGGACCGUUGCUAAAUGUCGCAGUCAAUUCUCAUUCGUCAUUAAAUCUUCAAUGGAAGGUGUCAGACACUGGUGGUGCUCCAAUCCGAGGUUACAUUUUGCAUCUAAAAGCAUCCGGUGAAUGGCUGGAACGUUCAAUAAGUAGACAUUUGACCUUCUACGAACUCAGAGAUCUGGAAUGUGGAACAGAGUAUCAGAUGUAUCUGGUUGCGUUCAAUCGGGCUGGAAUGGGUCGUGCAAGCGAAUUAUUGAACGUGAGUACACUAGGAGACCCACCAUCCUUAAGCCUUGUCGCCCCUCAGUUCAUGGUGGAAACGAAUCAAACGUGGGCCAGAGUGUUGCUUCGUGAUGUGUGGUCUGGAAAUGGUUGUCCUUUAAACAAAUUCCAAGUAUUAUUCAAAGAAUCCGGCGCGUCUCAUUGGCAAGCAGUGAGUGCUGAGCUCACGGGUGAAAGUCACAGUGCUGAGUUGCUGGGAUUGCGAGGAGGGACCACCUAUCAAGUCAAAGUAGUUGCCACAAAUACCGCUGGUAAAAGUCAAGCAGAGGUUACAAUUAACACACCUGAUGCUCAUGGUAAUAUAUAUCUUGGAGCGGAAACUUCUAACAAAAUCAUGAACUAUUCCGAGACUACGCCUUUUUAUUCGGAUAUUAGGCUCAUGAUUCCAAUAGUAUUGUCGUCUUUCACCCUUUUAAUCGCUGUUAGUGGAAUAUGCCUUUGCUUUCACAGGAAAGCACCAGUUGAGUAUCGUUCAACGGAUCAAUUAUCAAUGGGAACAUCUUCAUCUUCCACAUAUUUUAAGCAGAAUCACAGAAACUCCCAGCAACAGGUUUACAUGACUGUGAAAAAGUCUACUCCAAUGAAAGGAGUGGAUGUCACAGACUUGGAGCCAAUUCCUCAAUAUGCGGACGACAUUCAUCCAUACGCCACUUUUGAAUUGAACGAAAAUUCAAGAGAUUCAAAGGGAUGUAUUUUAAUUCCAACCUUGGAAAGACGAAGAUCUUCCAACCAAGGGCAGUGGAACCAAAAUGCAAUGUAUCAAGACAAGAACCGUUCCAGUGUGAAACCAAGAAGCAAUCCUCGAAGUUCUAUGAAGCAGGAGGAAAGUGAAGAGUAUGAUAGCGGAUCUGGAACGGACACUGAGCGAGUAGAUCCUUACCAAGGGUUCAAUAAAUCUCAUACCGCAAUGCCUAGCAGAUUAAAUUCAAAAUUUCAAGACUGUGACUCUCAUGCUCACGGGAAUCGUUACGAAUUUGCUCCUCCGACCGGUGCCAAUAAGAUACGAACUAGACAGAUUCAAAGCGAAAUUCAGGGCAUGGUAAUAGCUGAUCCGUAUUCAUUCAAUGACGCUUUCCCAACUGAUGAGCGUCGUAGUAGAAAACCAAAUAAACGCAGAUCUCAGGGACAUUCUCAAACCACACAAAUGAACCAGGAAGCGACCGAAUAUCCAGGAUUGGACCUAUCCUUGGACCCACCUUAUGGUUUUAAGGAUCAACAUGAAACAACAAAUCAUAAUAAAAAAAUCAAUAGAAAAUCGAAUUCUUCAACUGAGUAUGCUAUUGCGGUUUGACAAUAGUGGUAAGGCAUGGCACAAUUUUUUGUGACCUGCCACUCCAAUUUCUAAUAUUGUAUUGGUUGUAUUGUACUCGAAAAAUCUAUCUGUGAUACCAUUGAAUAAUUGGUUAUAAAAGUAGGCAAGCAGAUGUGAAAAAUAAGCAUGUAACCACCAUAGAUUUUAAACCACAUAACUUGUAUACAAAUAUAGCGAACUUUGUACGUGAUUAAAUGAUUUGAAAAGUA